GCCUCGGUGCCUCCGUGUCGUGUCGUGCCCGUCCCGUGCCGCCCCACUUGCACUUGGACUCGCCACUUGCUCGCUGUUGCCGGGCCGGCCUACCGCCUCCUACCCAGCCUCCGACCACCGCCUCGCCGCCCUCGUGCGUCCCUCGUCCAACUCCAAUGGCCGCGCCCUGCCACCUCCACCUCCACCUCCACCUCCCGGGCUGCCCCCAAACCCUAGCCCUGCCCCUGCCCUCGCCGCGGGGCUUCUCCGCUCGGCCCGGCCUCCGCUCCCGCUCCCGCCUCCGCCUCCGCCCGGUCGCCGCGCUCGGCCCCGCCGACGCCGGCGACCUGCUCGGCCGCGUCGAGGCGUUCCUCUACACCGUCGCGGACGCCGCCGUCUCCGCGGCGGAUCCCGUCGUGACGGCCGCCGACGGCGGGACCAAGGAGGCCGCCGGGGACUGGCUCUCCGGCAUCACCAACUCCAUGGAGACCGUGCUCAAGGUUCUGAAAGAUGGUCUAUCAGCUCUUCAUGUUCCUUAUUCAUAUGGCUUUGCAAUAAUUCUCCUCACUGUUCUUGUUAAGGCAGCUACAUUUCCUCUAACAAAGAAGCAGGUUGAGUCUGCACUUGCAAUGAGGUCACUGCAACCUCAAGUGAAGGCCAUUCAAGAACGAUAUGCUGGUGAUCAGGAAAGGAUACAACUUGAAACUGCUCGCUUAUACAAGUUAUCUGGUGUUGACCCACUUGCAGGAUGCUUGCCUACCCUUGUGACAAUACCAGUUUGGAUUGGUCUAUACAGAGCUCUCUCAAAUGUAGCUAAUGAGGGACUUCUGACUGAAGGCUUUUUUUGGAUACCUUCUUUGGCUGGUCCUACAACAAUUGCUGCUCGACAAAAUGGCCAGGGAAUAUCCUGGCUUUUUCCUUUUACUGAUGGUCAUCCACCUCUUGGCUGGUCAGACACUUUGGCAUACCUUGUGUUACCAGUUCUUCUUGUCAUUUCACAAUACAUAUCUACUCAAGUAAUGCAGCCACCACAGAGCAAUGAUCCUAGCCAACAAGGUGCUCAGGCUGUAACAAAGUUCUUACCAUUGCUAAUUGGUUACUUUGCUCUUUCAGUGCCUUCUGGACUAGGUCUGUAUUGGCUUACAAAUAAUAUCCUCAGUACUGCACAACAAGUGUGGCUUCAAAAACUUGGAGGUGCAAAAAAUCCUGUCAAAGAAUAUAUUGACGUACUCUCAAGAGAAGAAUCGACUACUGUUCAGAAGAAUGAAUCUACUGUUCAGAUUGAACCUCUCCCUAAACUUAGUAAACCCCAACCCAGCCAAGAGCCGAAACCAAGUGGGCCACAACGUGGUGAAAGAUUUAGGAAACUAAAGGAGGAAGAAUCAAGGAGAAAAGAGGUUCUGGGACAAGCAAAACAAUCAGAACAGUCAAGUUCUGAAUCUAGCUUCCUAGAUGAAACACAAAAUUCUGAUAUGUCUUCUGGAGACAAAAAAGAUCAACAGGAGUCUCAUGAAAAUGGACCGAUCGUAACUAAUAGCAAUGGUGGAGUCAACCAUAGUAGAAAUGAAAAGGCUCAGAAUUUAUCCUCAGAAAAGGAAGCAGCCGACGAUCAUUCCUCAGUAAGCAAACCUGUCUCACCGGAUGCCCGCAAAUUAACGGACCAAGAGAAUGGAAACGAUGCAGUAUAGAGAGUGGAUGUUAGCGACGCUAGUCGUUCUACUGCUUUUACAUGUUCACUGCAAAUCAGUGACUGAGGCGUUGCUGCUUCAUCGACGCACUGUUCUGAAUCCACGGACCACGGACGGAAGGGUAUAGCUGUCACCACGCUACAGCUACAGGAGACCCAGGAAUCACACGAAGAUGCAACAGGAGGCAAAAUUGUUUUAAACCAGAAACCACGCUCUAGGACUAGGGCCUUUUUUUUUCCUAGAAUUUGUGGCUGUACUGUAGGUUAUGUGGAGCAUAUAGAUAGGAGAGGAUCCAAACGAGUAUUAUGUUGUCCAGCUGGGAUUGGAUGGGAUGGAUGCAAGGUGGCUGUGAUAAAUGUACAUCUCCCAUCCUCGCCUGAUUUUGACCGUGCAAUUCGCUAAUUUACUUUAGGCCGCAGUGUACCUCGUGACAAUAAGGACCGAAAUUUUUUCGUGACACUGUAGCACUUUGGUUUGUUUAUGGUAAUUAUUGUCCAAUUAUA
This is a messenger RNA of Sorghum bicolor (sorghum), 2170 nucleotides long. Its product is annotated as ALBINO3-like protein 1, chloroplastic. The record is from RefSeq and is a predicted model, not a curated record. Gene Ontology annotation, cellular component: chloroplast thylakoid membrane. Gene Ontology annotation, molecular function: membrane insertase activity. The coding region runs from base 156 to 1667 and encodes 503 amino acids. Lineage: Eukaryota; Viridiplantae; Streptophyta; Magnoliopsida; Poales; Poaceae. The transcript is spliced from 12 exons. Gene Ontology annotation, biological process: thylakoid membrane organization; protein insertion into membrane; protein localization to chloroplast.